UUUAGUCUUCCGUCCUCUUGGAGACUUAAUUAAUUCCCCAUUCUUGAAAAGUAGGAGGAGCUUGGGAUAAUGAACCCUACACAGCUUACAGAUCAACAUGCCUCAACUUUUACUUUCCAUCUUUCUGAUCCCAGCAACUCAAAUAUUGGCCACAUCCCAUAUUCACAUCCCUCUAAACACAACUUCGAUCCUUCGUCCUUUACAUUUGACCACUACAAUUUGGAAGCUCCCGCUCCCUCCAAUCAUACAAAAGACUUUGUCGCAGAAAGGGAAGAAAGAAUUAUAAGUCUUGAAGAAAGGAUUAAUUUGUAUCGAGCUGCACUUAAGGGCGAUUGGGAAAGCGCUGAAUCUAUAUUGGUAGACAACAUGAGUUUGUUAAGUGCUUCAAUAACUCGAGACAAGGAGACAGCUCUCCAUAUUGCAGCUGGAGCCAAACACAGCGUCUUUGUGGAAAGGCUUAUGGAAAUGAUUACCAAAGAGGAAGUUACUACGAAAAAUAGACAUGGAAAUACUGCCUUAUGCUUUGCUGCUGCUUCGGGAGUUGUAAGAAUUGCUGAGCUGAUGGUUAACAAAAACAAUAAUCUUCCCCUUAUUCGUGGCUUUGGCGAUGUUACUCCACUUUUCAUGGCGGUUUCUUACAAAUGUAAACCCAUGGCUUCCUAUCUCUUGUCUGUCACUCAACUCAACCACCUAACCUCCCAAGAGAAAAUUGAGCUUCUUAUUGCCACCAUAUAUAGUGACUUUUUUGAUAUAAGUUUGAAUAUCUUGGAACAUGAUCCAACGUUGGCUACUACAAUAGACGCAAAAAACAAUAAUGAGACAGCAUUGCACGUCAUGGCUAGAAAACCGUCAGCGAUUAACGGUGGAGAUCGAGUUAACCUUUGGAAAAGCUGUAUCACUUCAGUGAAAGGGAUCUCCAAUAAUAAAGAAGAAGAAAUGAAGACAUUAGCCCGUCAGCUAGUUGAAUCAUUAUGGAAACAUGCUGUAUUUGAGUUGCCACAAAAGGAGUUGAUGAGGUUCAUUAGACAUCCCUCAAGAGUGCUUCAUGAAGCCGCCAGUGUAGGAAAUGUGGAGUUUUUGGUAUUACUCAUUCGUAGAUAUCCAGAUAUAGUAUGGGAAGAAGACGAUGAUGGUAAAAGUAUAUUUCACGUAGCAGUUGAGAAUCGGCUGGAGGAUGUGUUCAAUCUAAUAUAUGAGAUUGGUGGGCUCAAGGAUUUUUCUGCAAAAUAUCGAACCACUGUCAAAGGAAAGUAUAACAUUCUACAUUUGGCUGCCAAACUAGCUGCUCCUAACCAUCUCAAUAGGGUCUCAGGAGCAGCCCUUCAAAUGCAACGUGAAUUAAUUUGGUACAAGGAAGUGGAGAAGAUAGUUCUACCAUCCCAACUAGAGGCCAAAUGUGAUGAUCCUCAUAAGUUGACACCACGAGAGUUAUUCAUUAAAGAACACAAAGAUCUUCGCAAAGAUGGCGAGGCAUGGAUGAGAAACACAGCAAACUCAUGCAUGCUUGUUUCAACUUUAAUUGCCACAGUAAUAUUUGCAGCAGCCUUCACAGUUCCUGGUGGUGAUGAUAGUGAAGGCACUCCUAUAUUUCAAAAGAAGUUUUGGUUCACUGUAUUUGUUAUAUCAGAUGCAGUUGCUUUAAUCUCCUCUUCAUCUUCUAUUUUGGUGUUUUUGUCAAUCCUAACUUCACGCUAUGCAGAAGAUGAUUUCUUGCACUCAUUGCCCUCUCAAUUGCUCAUUGGGUUCACUUCGUUGUUCAUCUCUAUAGUGUGCAUGGUGGUAGCUUUUAGUUCAACCUUCUUUAUGCACUACCACAAUAAUACAAAUAUGUGGGUUCCAACAACAGUGGCUACAACAACGAUUGUUCCAGUUUUAUGUUUUUGUGUGCUUCAGUCUAAACUAUGGGCCGAUAUAUUCCACAAUACCUAUUUGUCUAAAUAUCUUUUCAAGCCCAGUCAACGUAAAUUAUCCUCAUCAUCUCGUAUUACUUCUUUCUUUUCAUCAUCUACUACUAGCCCUUCCGUUUUACCUCUACCCAACUCUAUUGUUAGUCCUGAAAUUAGUCCUGAGAUUAGUCCUGAGAUUAGUCCUGAUUUCCCUUGAUAGGAUCUAGAAUUUUAUCACUGGAGGUACAAAUUUGUAUUUAGUCCUUGAAUUUGAUAUUUAAAAAAUAUUUAAUAUAUCUUUUAAUUUUAAA
Benincasa hispida (wax gourd) is the source of this 2197-nucleotide messenger RNA. RefSeq lists its product as uncharacterized. Lineage: Eukaryota; Viridiplantae; Streptophyta; Magnoliopsida; Cucurbitales; Cucurbitaceae. Gene Ontology annotation, molecular function: protein binding. The record is from RefSeq and is a predicted model, not a curated record. Gene Ontology annotation, cellular component: membrane.